AGCACCUGAUGUGAAGCCAGCUCCUGGGAGUUCACCCAACGCCUUGACUCAGCUUGGAUCAUAGGAGGAGCCCGUGUCCCCCCCCCCGCACCGCACCGCUCCCAGCAGCAUCCCACGGGAAAGCCAAGCAGGAGAGGGAGCUGAGGAACCGGCGCACCGGAGAGACGCAGCAUGGGCCAGUGCCACUGUCACAAGAAGCGCAAGGACAGCCAGGAGCUCACCGACGUGGAGAGGGCGAUCGAGAUCGUGAUCAACAACUUCCAGCGCUACGCGGUGAAGGGGCGGAAGGAGUGCCUGACCCCCAACGAGCUCAGGGAGCUGGUGGUGCAGCAGCUGCCUCACCUGUCGCAGCAUGUCUGCUCGCUGGAUGAGAAGAUCGAGUGCCUUGGGGACCCCGACGAGGCCAAACUGGAGUUCGGCGAGUACUGGGCCAUCAUCGGGGAGGCAGCCAAAGGCUGCCGAGUGAAGAAGUAACAGGCCUGAGGGGAGACACGGACCGUGAGGCCUCAGACCAUCUGCAUGGAGAGCGAGCGAGUGAGACUGUCGGCCAUGAUGUGCUGUGUUGAAAAUGCAGUGUUAAUUCUUCUGGGGCACGUCUCCUCUCUCCUUCCCCCAGCUCUGGAACCUCUUCAUUCUGGGCUCUCUCUCCCUUCCUCCAAGUCUAGAACCUUUUCAUUCCUGCUCUAGAAACCUCCCCCUUCUGCUCACCUGCUCUAGAACCUUUUCAUUCUCCCUUAUUCUGGAACCUAUACAUGCUGGGGAGGAGGGGGGUGUUGUCCCUCCAGCUCUGGAACCUUAAAUUCAUGGACAUCAGUCCCUUUAGCGUAGAAACUUUAAGCCCUAGAUUUGAAUCUUGACAGUUUUGGAACCUUAAAAUGUGUCAUUUUCUAGCUCUCUUGCUCUAGAAACUUUACAUUCGGGGGGGGGUUUCCCCCAACUCCGGAACCUUAAAACACAGGGGUUUUAGCUACUUUACUCUGGAAACUUUAGAUUCUCUGGUUCCAUCUGCCCAGCCCUGGAACCUUCCCCUCCUCCUCUCCCUGGUUCCAGGAUCUCUCCUUGGAUCACUGCCCCGAGCACUUGCUAUCACCAGUUUGGGGUUCAGAGCUGGGCCUCAGACCCUCCAGUCCUCCAGG
Molecule: messenger RNA, 1136 nt
Organism: Terrapene triunguis (Three-toed box turtle)
Lineage: Eukaryota; Metazoa; Chordata; Testudines; Emydidae
Gene: S100A14
Product: S100 calcium binding protein A14
Exons: 3
Coding region: 172-474 (100 amino acids)
Biological process (GO): response to lipopolysaccharide; positive regulation of monocyte chemotaxis; toll-like receptor 4 signaling pathway
Cellular component (GO): perinuclear region of cytoplasm
Molecular function (GO): chemokine receptor binding
Source: RefSeq, a predicted model, not a curated record